This is a messenger RNA of Hydractinia symbiolongicarpus, 1188 nucleotides long. RefSeq names its product gamma-interferon-inducible lysosomal thiol reductase-like. The record is from RefSeq and is a predicted model, not a curated record. The coding region runs from base 16 to 939 and encodes 307 amino acids. The transcript has a single exon. Gene Ontology annotation, molecular function: oxidoreductase activity, acting on a sulfur group of donors, disulfide as acceptor. Lineage: Eukaryota; Metazoa; Cnidaria; Hydrozoa; Anthoathecata; Hydractiniidae.
UCUGGGCAUCAGGCCAUGCUUCUAAAAAAGAAACUGAAAAAACAAUUUUUCAGUAAAUACCAAUCGCCUGCAUUAUGUAAAUCAGGGCUGUUUUUGCUUGUAAACAUUUGUCCUGUGGUAGAUUCGAAAAUUAAAGGUUGCAAGAUGCAUCGCAGGCUGUUUUUGUGUGUCUUGUUUGCAGUGAUUGCCUUGUCUGUAGGUAAACCUAAUCCAUGCGAUAAGGGACCUGACUACUGGUGUGAAAAUGAGGAAAAAGCAGCCAGAUGUGGUGUAUUAGAGUUCUGUAAACUCAAAUACCCUGAAAAAAUGAGAUUGGAAACACCAAAAGCAUACAAAACUGCAGCUCCAGUAAAGGUUGAACUCUAUUAUGAAAGUCUAUGUGGAGGUUGCAGAGCCUUUAUUAUGCAACAACUUUUUCCCACAUUUCAAAAAUUGGCUGCUUCUCAAAUCAUAGAUAUUGGAUUGUAUCCUUAUGGUAAUGCACGUGAAACACAAGUAGGACAAAGUUGGAGAUUCGAUUGUCAACAUGGCGAAGAAGAGUGCGCAUUAAACUUAGUUGAAACAUGUGCUUUACAUCUGCUUGUUCAUCAGAAUCAGUUUAUGCCAUACAUUCAUUGCCUUGAGUCAAAUCCUAGUAUGGAAAAUGCUAAAUCUUGUGCAGCUCAAUUCAAAAUUGAAUGGGGACCAAUUGGCAGCUGUUCUAAUGGAACACAAGGUAAUCACUUGGAACAUGAGAUGGCUACAAAAACAAAUGCGUUAAAUCCUCCACACCAAUAUGUACCAUGGAUCGUUGUGAAUGGUGUUCACACAAAUGAUAUUCAAGAAAGUGCACAAACUGAUUUGAUGCAUCUCGUUUGCCAAACGUACACUGGUGUUCAACCUCAUGCCUGUCGAAUCCAUGCACAACCACCUAAGGCAACAAAAUGCUACAAAAAUUAGAACUUAUCUUUUUCUCAUAGUUUUUUUAAUUUGUUUUUUAAUUUGUUAAAUGAAAUUUGUACGAAAAAAAACUUUAAAGAUUUUUGAACUAGAAAUUAUGAUAGAAAUUUAAACCCUCUUGUGUUUGAAUCAUUUUAAAUGGUGGUUCUGAAAUGAAUCGAAAUAUUAUUUUCUGUGUUUAUGUUGAUCAUGUGUAUAUAUGCAUUGUAUCUUAUAUGUUUACUGAAAUAUAAUUGUUCUCUAGAUCAA